Adineta ricciae is the source of this 4422-nucleotide messenger RNA. The record is from the annotation of a GenBank genome assembly. NCBI's taxonomy places the organism in Eukaryota, Metazoa, Rotifera, Eurotatoria, Adinetida, Adinetidae.
AUGUCAAGAACAUUAGUGUAUCAAACCAAUAAAGAAUUCGAUAAAUGUGCCGAACUCUUACGUAACAUUCUAAGUGUUCAAGAAUCGCGUCGAAACUCGAAAUCGUCAGCUAUCGUCGAAAUAAAUCGAAAAAACCAACAGCAACAAUCUCAAGCAAGUAGUCGAUUGAAAAAAUCCAACACAAAACCAAUUGUUACAAAGUUGUCUUUCAACAAAUCAAAUACCAAUAACAAUAACAACACAGAAAUUGGAGAACGUCGAUCAUCUUAUUCACCGACGAAAUCUCUUCUAUCCUCGGCAGGUGUACCACCGACAGAGGAACAAGCAUUACUAAAAGCUCGUCUCAGUCCAAAUAAAUCUCGUAAACAUCAAACGCGUUCUCCAUCUCCCACGCAACUUAUUCAUCAACGUCAUACAUCUCCCAUCAAAACUUCUCCUUCGACGACUAAUAAAUUUCGACAGAAAUCUCCGACAUCACCCGUUCGCCGUCGUCGACGUACUCAAGACCAGCAAGAUCUCGUUCGAAGCUCGUCCUGUGGCGAUUUACCAUCCGGUAGUUUCAUGCCCAAACAACAAACGCGAUGCAUUGUCGAGCAAUUCGUUGCGCAUCUGACACGAAUUCGAGCAAUUUCGAAACAGAUUCGAGCAAGAAAUGCCAGCACUGUCAAUGAUGCUGAAUAUUAUCAUCUAUGGAACGAACUGGAAAGUUCACUUUCGUCAGCGUUAUCUUAUGCAAAUGAUGAUAUACAAUUUCAAUUAUCGUUAGAACCAUUGAGAGAUGAAAUCUUCCAACUGCGAAAACAAUUACAAUCAACCAAUGUUCAUCUACGCGAAUUUGAUAAUCGUCGUAGUGAAGAUCAAUACGUUCAUAUGCCAAAAAAAUUCGAUACAAAUCAUAACCUUCAAUACGCUCAAUUACUAUUAGAAAAUCAAGAACUUCGAACACAAUGUGAUUUAUUACAAGAAAAAAUCGAUAAUUUAGAACGAACUAACAUUCGUCUUAUACAACGUUUAACUCAACAAGAUCUUCGUGCACUUGCCGAAAGAACUGAAUGGGUAUCGACUGAUAAUCGAUUUCUUCUUCGAGAAGAAAUUCUGUUGUUGAAACAAAAGUUAUAUCAUGUUUACGAUGACUUCGCGACCGUUCUCAAUCGAAAUCAUACACUAGAAAUGGCCUAUGGAGAACAAAAACAACAAUUGUCAGGUUAUAAGCAACAAUUCAGCGACUUAAAACAAUCAGCAAAAUGCCUUCUGUUUGACUUGGAUAAACGAGCGACAGAGGAGAAAGUCAAACGGUUUUUAAAUAACAUCGUGAUCGGUCAUCAGCAUCCAGGAAUAUCAACUAGUCAUAGUACAUUUCAUCAAACACAUAUAACACCAACAAAAACGAAUCCAUCAGUUGUAAAUUCCUGUUCAUUCCUCUUCGAAACGCCUCAUAAGGCUGCCGCACCUCCACCAACACAACCGGCAACGAAUCGUGCUCAUGUAUCGCCGAUUGCUCCAACAAAUAAACUUCGUCCCAAGUCGCUUUUUGUUACUCCGACGGUGCUCAAUGAUGCCGCAGCACUUUCCAAACUUCAACAAAACCGAAGUCCAACAUGUGAUAUCACAACUCAUACGCCUAGUUCUUCGUCGACCAUUUGUGAUGCGGAAUCCAUUCUAACAACAUCUUCAUCCUUACAACAACAAAAGAAACGUACGACUCUCUACAAUAGCUUGCCGUCAUUGAAUGUACCUCAAACAAAUGAUACGAUAGGGGACACUCAUGAUGCACAAGGUUUCAAUGAAGACCGUACGAAUACCAAUAACAACAAUAAUAAUAAUGAAAGCGGACCUGAGCUCGAUCAAAUCUCGGAUUUAACAUCGAAAAUGUUCAGUUCAGGUGAAGAAGAAGAAGAAGAUGUUGGCCUUGGUGUCAGCGGAACUUCCACAUCCGAAUCGUCAAUCAUCGAUCUUUUUAGCCUUUGCUUUGUCAUUGAAUUGAUGAGCGAUUCGGAAAUGCGGCAAUUAGGUACUGAAGAAAAGGCUGCACUUCUUCUCACAGCUGCUGACGAUGAUGACCAUUUCACGAACGAACGUGAUGACAUUCCAGUGAUUCCAAAACGUCCGAAAACGUAUCAACGGCGUCAUUCGAAUAGUACUCCUUCGGUAUGCUUCUUCUUCUUGAUUCUAAGUGCAUUUAUCAUUGGAUCUAUCAGCGGAGUUGUCAUUAUGCUUUACCGGAUAUCUCAAGAUCCGGAACAGGCGUAUUUAUCGUCAGUUUCAUCACAUCUGACUAGAGUCGAUCUCACGAUAAGAACAAAACUAUCCCAAUCGUUUACGAAAUCGGACUUCAUGAAUCUCACUCGUCAAGUUAAGUCCGAAUCAGAUACUGCAAGUAAAUUAGAACAACUUUGGCAAUCAUCGAAAUUAUUCACACGUGUCAGUAAAUUGUCGUAUGAUUUAACGCUUUCGAUUUAUUCUCCUCUACCACAAUGGACUGGCGUUCAAUUGCUCGACAAGAACACAAACGUUGAAAUUAAGAAAUGCAAUGUUUUGACAACAAAUGAUUAUUUAACAUUUUCAUCAUUGGUGAAAUCCGGACGAGUCCAAGCCAGUUAUAUUUUUUAUGUUAACUAUGGUCGAAAAGAAGACUUUGCUUAUUUAAUUCAGAAAAAUCAAAUUCAAUCGGAAAACUAUGACAAAACAGUAGUAUUUAUGCGGAGAAAUUUCAAUGUCAUCACCCAAACCGAACAAAUUCGGCAGGCGAGUCGAUACGGAUUUGCUGGUCUAGUUCUAUUCGAUGAUCCAGAAAAAGAUCCACAGCUGACAACAACCAAAGAUCGACAAACAUUUCUGGACGAAUGGGAAAGACAUCCAGUAGGAAAAGAACGACAACAAUUCCUAGAUGGUAAUCUCAAUGAAGACGAUCGUCCGAUCUCUGUCGUCUUACUUUCCUAUACUGAUGUUCAAAAUCUAUUUUCAUACGACUCAAACGAUUGGUUUCCAUGCCCGCCGGAAUGGCAUAAUGCGAGUUCACAUCUGAAACUAGGCGGUUUGCUUCAAACGAUUAAACUAAAUAUGAUUACAUUCAUGCAAGAAGUACCCGUGCAUUUGCCCGUUGUACUUGGUUACAUUCCUGGAACAAGCGAUAGCGAUCGAGUUGUUAUGAUUGGAUAUCAACUAGAGAGAAAACAACAGGAGAAAAUCGUUAAUGAAAUCAUUCGAGCAUAUGCAAAUCAAAUUAAAAACGGUUGGCAACCAAGACGUUCCAUUCUCUUCAGUGCUUGGUCUGGUUCAGCCUACGAUCAUCAUACAACUCGACAAUGGAUUUUGAACAAUUACCGUUUACUCGAUCGAAAUUUAGUCGCGUACAUUGAUCUCGGUCAUGGCAUUAGCGGAAAUUCGACCCUUAAUCUUCAUGGUUCGCCACUAUUUCAACAAAUAGCUCAACGUGCUGCUGAUUUUGUUGCCAGUCCACUUAUUCAUGAUCAUGCUUGUCACCAUCGUCAGGGAGCAAUGCCUGUGGCACAUGCACAUGUUCAUCGACGACGAAGACACGGGGACGAACAUGGACACCAAGUACAAAUGAAUCAACAUGAAGAACAAACUGAAUGUGAGCCACAUAAAUUAUUUGAUGAAUGGUUACGCGCUAGUAAAAACCGUAUCAAUGCCAACCAAACAACAAAUAUCGUUCAAAUGAUUGAUAACGAUUCAUCUGCUGCAUUAUUUCAAUUAAAAUAUGGCAUUCCUUCAUUAAUUAUCGAAAUGUCAGAAGAACAGUAUAUCUACACAUUGACAAGUAUCAUUUUCAACACCAUUCAUACUGCAUUGACAAACGAUACAUUUUACGCACGAAAGUUACCGCCCACCUUCAAUGCUGAGAUUCAACCACAGGUCAUUGUUGCUUAUACACAAUUUGUCUCCGAAAUCGUUCGUCAAUUAGCUGAUGAACCAUUGAUCCCAUACAAUGUGACAGAUUACGCGAUUUUACUUGAAAAACAAACAGCUGAUUAUUUGACACACUAUGACAAACAAUACCACUUGUUAGCUGCUCAACUUGGCGACUCGAGUGAACUGACAAAACUUAACAAUGAUUUAAUAAAAGCAAUACGACAAGUGCAAUCACGUAUUGAUCAAAUCUCGAAGAAUAAUUACAUGGAUCUGCAAUUACUAAACAACAAAUUAAUUGAAUUCGAACGUUUAUUUAUCGUCAGUGAUUCGUCGGAAACAUACAAACAUUUUUUCCUUGGACCAGCGGUUGGUUUAACGAAUACAGUUGUACCAUAUCCAAUGUUAUCGAAUCUUCUCUUCGGUCUUACGAAAGAGCCUCCAACUGAAAUAGGUGAUGCAUCGAAAUUGUAUUGGUCAAAAGUUAAACAGCAGAUUCAAUUGAUGACAAGAACACUCAACGGUGUCGAAGAUCUUCUCUCAAAUCCAUGA